UGUGCUCAAUUGCUAUGAAUUACCUCCAGGUUAAGCCACCAAAGUCAAGUGAAGAGCUUAGUGAUUUUAAGGAAUAUAUGAGAGAAAUGAGGGUCAUCAUUACAGGUGUCUCUGUAGGAAGUUUAAUGAUAACAGUGAAGUGUGAAUCUCUCCAAAUCUUGGAGGAAUUGUGGACAGAUUAUUCAUGUGGUCAUCUUGGUGAAGUGGUUCAAAAUUGUUUUGUGACUGAAAAGAUCUUGAAGGAACUGAACCUGGCUGAGCUGAAACUGAAGACAACCAUGGACAUAGAAGAGUACAAUGCAAGGAAAGUUUACUUUGAGAGAGUUGCUUUCAGAGAUGCUUUAAGCUCUCAGUCACUUUUCAUCAGUUCUGAAGAUCAACCACAUUUGGAAAAAAGGAGACAGAAGGUAGAGGUUGGGGAGUCAGAGAAAAGUAAAGAUGAUUUAAGCUCUCAGUCACCCUUAAUCAGUUCUGAGGAUCAACCACAUUUGGAAAAAAGGAAAAAGAAGAUAGAGGUUGCGAAGUUAGAGAAAGGGAAAGUAAAAGGGAGGUCCUAUGGCCAGAGGAGACCUCCGCUGACCCACCUUUUGAAAAGUAUCUUGGAAAGAUACCCUGAUGGAGGACAAAUCUUAAAGGAAAUUAUUCAGAAUGCAGAUGAUGCAAACGCCACAAAAGUGUCCUUUCUACUUGACUCACGUCAAGGCUUUUUUGGAGAGAACUCGCUUGUCGAACCCACUCUAGCUCAGUUCCAGGGCCCUGCUUUAUAUGCUCAGAACAAUGCUCUGUUCAAGGAAACUGACUGGGAAAACUUGCAGAGACUGAUGGAUAGCAGUAAGAAGGAUGACCCUUUAAAAGUUGGUCGAUUUGGAAUUGGCUUUAAUUCUGUUUAUCAUAUAACUGAUCUUCCCAGCAUCGUGAGUGGGGAUUCUAUUGUAUUUCUUGACCCUCACGAAACACACUUCGGUAGAGGUGAAACGGGACGGCGAUUUUCCCUGGAGUAUGAACUGCUUGAAAUUCACGAAGACCAGUUCAAGCCGUUCGAGAAUGUCUUGGGCUGCAAAAUUUCGACUCAAUUUUACAAUGGAACUCUAUUUCGUUUUCCGUUACGAAGUGCACCAUCAGAUUUAUCCAAAAAGGUUUAUAGUAAGGAAAAAGUUGGCAAAUUAUUUCAAGCCCUUAAAGACGAAGCUCCUGUCAUCCUGCUCUUCUUGAAGAACAUUGAAGAAAUUGCUCUAUUUGAAACUGAUGAGAGAGACUUUCAGAAACAUGUCUUUACAGUGCGAUUGAGUGACAGCUGUCGGCAAGAAGUUCGUGGGAAGAAGAGAAAGUUUUUGAGUGAUUUGAUAAGGCUGAGCAAUGAGUUAGUUGAAAACGUAAAUCUUUCUCUAGAUUUGCAUGUCGUUGAAGUGACUGAAGGAGAAAGAGCGGUGGAAAAUAGAUGGCUUGUUUACCACCAAGUUGAUGCUCGAAAUCCAACACUCAAAACAUUGUCCUUGGAGUUGGGUCACCUACCUUGGGUAGGUUGUGCCACACCAGUGAAUGCAGCCAAAUGUCUAGUUCCCUCAUCUAGCACUGGACGAAUAUUCUGCUUUUUACCACUUCCACCAGACGCUGACUCCAAGACUGGUUUGCCAGUUCACGUGCAUGGUUACUUUGGCCUCACAGACAAUCGACGUGGUCUUAAAUGGCCAGGCCCUGACUGUCAGGAUGAUCCAACAGCAGAAUGGAAUGUGUUGCUGGUGGAGCAUGUUGCAAGUACGGCCUAUGCCAACUUGUUGCUCCGUCUUCAGGAAUCAUGUGACUCUUCGUUUGGAGCAGAUUUGGUAUACAAGUCCUGGCCAAACAUUCAGGAAGUUGAGAAACACUGGAGGUGUAUGCUGAAGCCCAUGUUCUCGAUUUUACUCAAAGAAAACGUCCUCUGGACCACUGCAAAUCAUGGUCAGUGGAAAAACCUUAGUGACGCCUACCUGGACAGAAUAAAAAGCCAAUUUCAGAAUGCAACCAAUGAAACGAGAGAAGUAGUUCUAGAAACAUUGACGCACGCAAAUGAGGCUGUUGCAAUCGUCCCGAACCAUGUCAUGAUUGCCAUUGAUAAUUACGGGCCAGUACCUACGAAGAGCAUCACCCCCACAUUCUUAAGAGCACUGCUGAAAGAGAAGAGGAAGGGGAUUUUGUAAGAUGUACCAAAGAA
Molecule: messenger RNA, 2191 nt
Organism: Stylophora pistillata
Lineage: Eukaryota; Metazoa; Cnidaria; Anthozoa; Scleractinia; Pocilloporidae
Product: sacsin-like
Molecular function (GO): Hsp70 protein binding
Source: RefSeq, a predicted model, not a curated record